AUGCUGUUGCUGACGCUCUGCUCUCUGCACCUGACGCUCUGCUCUCUGCACCUGACGCUCUGCUCUCUGCACCUGACGCUCUGCUCUCUGCACCUGACGCUCUGCUCUCUGCACCUGACGCUCUGCUCUCUGCACCUGACGCUCUGCUCUCUGCACCUGACGCUCUGCUCUCUGCACCUGACGCUCUGCUCUCUGCACCUGACGCUCUGCUCUCUGCACCUGACGCUCUGCUCUCUGCACCUGACGCUCUGCUCUCUGCACCUGAUGCUCUGCUCUCUGCACCUGACACUCUGCUCUCUGCACCUGACGCUCUGCUCUCUGCACCUGACGCCCUGCUCUCUGCACCUGACGCUCUGCUCUCUGCACCUGACGCUCUGCUCUCUGCACCUGACGCUCUGCUCUCUGCACCUGACACUCUGCUCUCUGCACCUGACGCUCUGCUCUCUGCACCUGCUCUCUGCACCUGACACUCUGCUCUCUGCACCUGCUCUCUGCUCUCUGCACCUGAUGCUCUGCUCUUUGCUCUCUGCACCUGACACUCUGCUCUCUGCAGCUGACGCUCUGCUCUCUGCACCUGAUGCUCUGCUCUCUGCACCUGCUCUCUGCACCUGA
Knipowitschia caucasica is the source of this 612-nucleotide messenger RNA. The record is from the annotation of a GenBank genome assembly. Lineage: Eukaryota; Metazoa; Chordata; Actinopteri; Gobiiformes; Gobiidae.